Molecule: messenger RNA, 2216 nt
Organism: Nannospalax galili (Upper Galilee mountains blind mole rat)
Lineage: Eukaryota; Metazoa; Chordata; Mammalia; Rodentia; Spalacidae
Product: zinc finger protein 260-like
Biological process (GO): regulation of transcription by RNA polymerase II
Molecular function (GO): RNA polymerase II cis-regulatory region sequence-specific DNA binding; DNA-binding transcription factor activity, RNA polymerase II-specific
Source: RefSeq, a predicted model, not a curated record
UGAUGCUGGAGAUCUACAGCCACCUCAUGUCAGUGGAAGCAGAAUCAGGCUUUGAUACUCCUCGGCUGGGAUUGUCUGAGACUGCACUCUUUCAGACUAACAAGGCAAGUACAGUGAGAAGAGGCGGUUUAUGGUGUUUGAUCUUAGGAGAACAGUGGUGGGGUGCCAACGCUACGAGAAGAGAUCAGCAAAACCGGAUCCCACCCUUGAGUCCUGGUGCUCCCCUCAACGAGAAAACACUGAGCAUAGACAGGGGUAGUGAGUGUAAACAGUCAAGGACAACCAUUCCUUUGGGAACCCACCUUGUUUCGAAAAGUUUAAAGCCAAACCUUGAAGCAAAUAGUAAAAAUCAAAGCAAUGUCAGAAAACAGUUUAACAAUAUUAGCACAACCAAUCACCUCUUCACAGAAGAGUCUAAUGCUGACUGUCCAGUUCCUCACAGAGGAGAGAAGUCCUUCAAAAAUAACCAGUGCAGUCAAGCUCUCAUCUUUAAACGACCAUUUAUACAGCAAGACAUUUACACUCUGAAGAAACUAGAUGAAUGUACUGAAUAUGUAACAAAGGUCUGUGACGGGGCCUCAUUCCAUAAGCAUGAGACAGCUCACACUGGAGAAAGACCUUUCGUCUGUCACAAAUGUGGUACAGCAUUCCUCCUGAAGUCAGAGUUGGCCUCCCAUCAAGGAACUCACAUAGGCGAGAAGCCUUAUGAAUAUUCUGAUUCUGGUAAGUCAUUUAGUCGUGCAUCCAACCUGCAGGUACAUCAUUGAAUUCACACUGGGGAGAAGCCUUAUGAAUGCUCCGACUAUGGAAAAUCAUUCAACAAUACAUCCCAACUGAAGAUACAUUAUUGAAUACAUACUGGUGAGAGACCUUGUGUGUGUCUUUGUGGGAAAACCUUCAAGGAGAAGUCAGAGCUCAGCAUGCACCAGAGAAUUCACAAGGGGAAGAAUUCUCACAAAUGCAGUGACUGUGGGAAAUCAUUUACUUACACAUCUCAAUUGAAGAUGCAUCAUCAGGUUCACACAGGGGAGAAGCCUUACAGGUGCAGGGACUGUGGGAAAUCAUUUACUUACACAUCCCGAUUGAAGAUGCAUCAUCGGGUUCACACAAGGGAGAAACCCUACGUAUGCCCUGAAUGUGGGAAGGGCUUCCACAAUAAGUCAUCGUUGCCUAGACAUCGGAUGACUCACACUAAAGAGAGACGUUUUGUCUGUCACAGAUGCGGAAAGGCAUUCUUUCAGAGGUCACAGCUGACAUCUCAUCAGCAAAUUCACACAGGAGAGAAGCCCUGUGUGUGCAUGGAAUGUGGGAAGGGCUUCUACAAUAAGACAUCUUUGCCUAGACAUCAAAUAUUGCACACUAAGGAGAGACCUUUUGCCUGUCACAAAUGUGGGAAGGCAUUCCUCCAGGAGUCAGCAUUGGCAUCACAUCAGCAAACUCACACAGGAGAGAAACCCUAUGUGUGCCUGGAAUGUGGGAAGGACUUUUAUAAUAAGUCAUCUUUACAUAGACAUCGGAUGACUCACACUAGGGACAAACCUUUUGUCUGUCACAAAUGUGGGAAAGCCUUCUUUCAAAGGUCACAGCUGAUGUCUCAUCAGCAAACUCACAUGGGAGAGAAGCCUUACAAAUGCCUUUACUGUGAGAAAUCUUUCAGUCAUUCGUCCCAACUAACAGUUCAUCAUCGACUUCACACAGGGGGGAGAUCAUACAAAUGCCACUACUGUGGGAAAUCAUUUAGUAUUUCCUCACAACUGAAGGAGCAUCUUCGAAUUCACACAGGGUAGACACCUUAUGCAUGUUCUGAAUGUGGAAAAGCCUUCAGACAAAGAUCAUCCUUCAAUCUACACAUGAAAAUACGUACUGGAGAAAAACAACAUAUAUGUAGUGAGUGUGGGAAAGCCUUCCGUCAGAAAUCAGUACUUAGAACACACCAGAGAAUUCACACUGGGGAGAAGCCUUACAAAUGCAGUGACUAUGAGAAAGCAGUGGCUUCAAAGAGCCAACUCCGAAAUCAUCAGCGAACUCACACAGGUGAGAACCCAUGUGUGUGCACCGAAUGUGGGAAAGGCUUCUACAAUAAGUCAUCUUUACAUAGACAUCAGAUGACUCACACUAGAUCAAGACCUUUUGUCUGUCAUAAACGUGGGAAGGCUUUCCUCCAGAAGUCGGUGUCAAAAUGCCAUCAGCAAACUUACACCUGAGAGAAGCCUUAG